CUGUUUGAUACAGACCGGAAGUAUGGUUUGUAGUUUUGUAGUUCACAGACAAAGGCUUUAUAAUUCUAAACAUUAACAUUCUGUUCAUAGCAGUUCUAGCAUCCACUCAUCUGGGAAUGCUUGUAAGCUCCAUCUAUCACGAGAAUAUUUGUCCUCAAGUUCAUUUGAGAAGCAACAUCAUCAGUGCAAAUACACGAAUGCAGCAUUCGCGUUAAUGCCUGGAAGGAAUUGUACAUAGGUUUGUCACGCUGACACGAGUCUUAAAGAUUUUGAAGAUUUGAAGAAACAUACCUCUAUCGAGAUCGAGAUGAAGUUUGAUGCUAUCUUGGGUGAGAUAGGAGAGUUUGGUCUCUAUCAGAAGUUGGUCUACUAUGCUCUAUGUAUUAAUGGCGCCACUGUAGCUUGUCACAUGCUAGCUCAAGUCUUCUUGGCCGGUCACAUGUCACAUUCAUGUAAGGUGUCAGCAUGGGACAAUGAGGAUUGUAGUAGAUGGGACUACACGGCAGAACAAUGCAUGGAAGCCAAACAUAACGCUAGUGUACCCUUCAACUACACAAAAGAAGAUAACAUGUUCCAGUGUUAUAAGUAUGGUAUCGUCGAUGAGCUGGACUUCCACCCUGGUCUAGAUCCUGAGAAUUACAAUAACACUGAUCUCAUACGAUGUAAUCAAGGAUGGGUCUACGAUAAAUCCCAAUACAAGUCUUCCAUCAUUUCAGAGUUUGACUUGGUAUGCAGUCAUAAAGAUCGUGAUAGUCUAGCACAAUCGCUCUUCUUUGUUGGUGUUCUGAUCGGUUCUGUGGUGUUUGGAGGUCUCUCUGAUAUAUACGGACGUCGCAAGAUUCUUUUCGUGGCAUUAUUGGUGCAGAGUGUAAGCGGUCUAGCUAUCGCCUUCUCACCUAGCUACUGGUUCUAUACCAUAUUCCGUAUGAUCUUGGCUUCAGCUAACAUGGGGGUCUUUCUUCUCUCAUUCAUCAUUGGAACGGAGUUUGUAGGUCCAAGUAAACGGGUGAUAGCCGGUAUCGUCAUCAUGAUUUUUUUCUCCAUUGGAUACAUGCUACUUGCUCUCUUCGCCUAUUUCAUUCGUGAAUGGUGGAUUUUACAGUUAGCCAUCACCGCACCUAUCUUCAUCAUGUUUGCUUUCUUCCCGUUUCUUCCAGAGUCUGUUCGUUGGUUGAUCAGUAAGGGUCGUACUGAGGAAGCUACUAGGAUCAUUAAGAAAGCAGCUGAUGUGAACAAAGCUAAGCUACCUGAACCCAUCUUCACCCCAGAAGAUAUCAAAGAACAGGAAGCAGCCGCUACUGGACGACAAGCUACAGCCAUCGAUCUCUUCCGCACGCCAAACCUCAGGAUUCGAACACUCAAUCUCAUGUUCAACUGGUUUGUGAACACGCUGGUAUAUUAUGGACUCUCUCUGAGUACAUCCGAUCUAGGUGUGAAUGUCUACAUUGCUUUCUUCAUCUCUGGUGCUGUGGAGUUUCCUGCGUACAUCAGUUGUAUCUUUGCUAUUGAAUACUUUGGACGCAAGUGGAGUAUGUUCGGUUACAUGGUUGGUGGCGGUAUCGCAUGUCUAUGCACCAUCUUUACACCCAUUGGAGCCUGGCGUACAACAGUGGCGAUGAUUGGAAAGUUUGGUAUCUCAGCGUCGUUUGCGAUCGUCUAUAUCUACUCAGCUGAGCUUUUCCCCACACCUGUCAGGAGCGUUGGUGUAGGUAUAUGUUCAAUGAGUGCUCGUAUUGCCGGAAUCUUAGCUCCCAUCAUCCUUCUAUUGGAUGAUACGUGGGAACCUUUCCCAGUUCUCAUAUUCGGUGUGAUGUCGAUAGCCGCUGGUCUUCUUGUUCUCUUCUUACCCGAGACUCGCGGGGAGCAGCUCCCUGAGACACUGGAAGAAGGAGAGAUGUUUGGAACCAAACCGAAGGAAUAUGAGGUGAAGACAGAGCCGAGGUUCCAAUACAAGAACGAUGCAAACAGCGGCGUCAUCAAUCAGGCAUUCGACCAGGAAAUCGAACAAGGAAAAGUGAUAUCUUAAAGGAUAUCAUUGGGGAUGCUAGUCAUAAUUUCAUAUAUUCAUGAUAUCAAAUGAUCUUACUAAUCAACCAUCAGUCAUGUUUACAAACUCAAAUAAUUCAAAUUGUAUUGAUUUCAAUCCAAACAAUCCUCCUCUAAUAAAUAUGUCAUGCUUGUUGACAACCAUGGCAAAUAAAUCAUAAAUCAUAAAUCAUUUAUUACAUCCACCCAUAAAUGAUAUAUGAUUAUCAAUAUUUGCUAUAACUGUGAAUCACAUGUUGUAAAAACUUUUAUGGUGAAUGUAUAAUAUCUAAUGUUCAAAAAAUAUGGUGAGUAGCAAAAUUAAGCAGCAUUCAUUCUUAGUGUCAUACUUUUGUUGUGUUGUAAUGGUACCUUCAUGAUUUGAGCUGAAUUAAUCUUCUCAUAUUGACUUCCGUACUUACAUACCAUUUAAUAGCCGUCCUUUUCAAUUAACUUCAGUACACAGCGCGCGGCGGCUUCACGUAAUUUUAGUACAACUCGAAGGAGUGAAAAGAAAUCUUUUUAUUUUAAUACACUUAACAGGAUAGAAACUCAAUUCCGAAGAAGUUUAAUCUGGAACAUGCUUACUUUGUUUUGAUAUUUCAGGAUUCAUCCAUCGCAUAUAUUUCUAUAAUUAAGACUGAAUUACACACUAUCAUGUACAUGUAUGGACAUCUCGCUUGGUUAUUUAACAUUAUAGAUAAGAUGAAAACUUAUAUUGAGGAACUUUGGAAGUCUCGUCUGCUAAUAGAACAAUAUAUCUAAAAUGCAACAAAAAAGAAAUGUGUCUCACCAUACUCCUAACCCGACCUAUGUAAUCCUAUAUUAAAAAGAAGAAAUGUGUCUUACCAUACUCCUAACCCGACCUAUGUAAUCCUAUAUUAAAAAGAAGAAAUGUGUCGUAUCAUACUCCUAACCCGACCUAUGUAAUCCUAUAUUUAAAGAAAUUAAAACUAAUAUAAUAACAGCAAAUGAACAUGGAUUGUUGUUACAUUGAUGAUGUUCGAAUAAUAACAUAUUUGCCCAAACAUACACUGAGAUCUCUAUCAUCGUUAAACUCUUACAUUUCUUUAGCUCGAUUCCCUUAUUGGAACUUUAAAAAUGUGUCAUUUGCCGAUUAAUAGAGUAGUCAUGCAGUAGAGAUUAUAAGGGGGUGGGGUAGUAUAUAGCGAGAUAUGUGUUGGAAGAAUAUCAGAUAUUCCGAUAUGAUGUUAAACUUGGUCGGGAUCCCUCUCCCUUCCUGUUUACUGUUGCCUAUAAAGUUGGAAUAUUUUUAACCUUUUUCAUGAAAAGAUAUGUAACAGGAUUAUUUUAUUAUUGAUAGAUGAAGUGAAGUUAUAUCUUUAAAAGCUUUUUUUAUCAUUGUCCAUGACUCUUCAGGUUGACCAAUGAAGUUCUAAGAAGAUAUAAACUUCAUCAAUCAAGAAUAAAUCACAUUAUCAUCAUCCUUACAUGAGAAGAUGUCAGAACACUUAUUUCAACUUUAUAGUCAACAGCGUAUUUGGGUGUUUUAUGUGUUGUUAUAGAGGAUAUAGAUUAUCAAUAAAUCGGAUUUGAUUUUAAAAUGAA
Molecule: messenger RNA, 3594 nt
Organism: Strongylocentrotus purpuratus (purple sea urchin)
Lineage: Eukaryota; Metazoa; Echinodermata; Echinoidea; Camarodonta; Strongylocentrotidae
Product: organic cation transporter protein
Exons: 12
Coding region: 308-2026 (572 amino acids)
Biological process (GO): transmembrane transport
Cellular component (GO): membrane
Molecular function (GO): transmembrane transporter activity
Source: RefSeq, a predicted model, not a curated record